Messenger RNA from Pimephales promelas (fathead minnow), 2964 nucleotides. It is a transcript of the gene adora1b, whose product is annotated as adenosine A1 receptor b. Gene Ontology annotation, cellular component: plasma membrane; synapse; dendrite. Gene Ontology annotation, molecular function: G protein-coupled adenosine receptor activity. Gene Ontology annotation, biological process: G protein-coupled adenosine receptor signaling pathway. The record is from RefSeq and is a predicted model, not a curated record. NCBI's taxonomy places the organism in Eukaryota, Metazoa, Chordata, Actinopteri, Cypriniformes, Leuciscidae.
UAAAACUUAAACAUCAAAAGGACCUUUCAAGGACAUGAUACAUCAUUUUUGAGUAACCACAUUAAACUGGCUUUAUUUGUGAGAUAACUGGAGCAUAUACUGUUUUUUUUUUUUUUUUUUUUUUUUUUUUUUUUACUUAUGGUCUCAGGCACAUUAAGUUUAUUGUAGAUUAUUAAACCUAUUCGUUUAGUUGAAAUGUUGCAAAUAUAUUUCACAAUACAUUUUAAUAUCUUGUUUGGGGCGUCGUUUGAGUGUAAUUAUUGACUGCAUGCUUAUCAGCCUGUCACCUCCCACUUCCCUGGACUCUUAUGAAUACAAUAACUCAAAGGCUAUUAUUGUGCACACUAAUAUUACACUAUAAACAGAGGCACGUUCAGCCUCACUCUUUAUCUCGAGUUAAACUCUGAGGAAAGAAAAUAGAAAACGCAUGUUGGUUGUCCCUCACAUAUCCUCAAGCAGGGAACCAUAGACUACGCGGUGUCUGGGGUGGGUUUUUUUCUCCAGUCAAAGGAAAAAGGAAUGACCUGGGUUUGGGAUUUUCACCACAAAAAAGGAAUCCACACGGGUUAGUUCCACUUAUUUUGCUCCAAAUUGUAUUAAAUUGCUAAGUUGGCGAGUAUGUUUGAGACAAAGAGGUCUACCCAUCGUCAGCUAUUAUGGGGCACCGCAUAGCACAGGAGCGUAAACGACCGGCUCUGGAUAAUAGGCUAUUUUGUUUCACAUAGGCUAUCCGGGGACAAAUAUGGUGCGUCUUUUAAUUUACUUUACUAUUGAUUGGACAUUCAGAGAACUACCUGACAAUUGUAGGUGACACGGAGAAAUGUAUUUGUUUGAUUGUGGGAUGAAUAAGUGGCGCGCGCAUGUCUCGCACGAGCGCAGGUGGAAUGGAGAGAGGCGCUGUAGUAAACGAGGAGAAAACGCCGAAACUGGUCGAUAUUUUUAGCAGAAGAUUUUGUUAGUCACUUCUAUGGUUUGUGGGUUUGUUCUUCUCGCGUUUCAUUUUAAAAUGUAAAUAGGCAUGUGUUGAAAACCGCUGCUCUUUUGAGGGGCAACUCAACGCUGGGAGGAUUUUGCUCUCUGGACCACAGUUAUUCAAUUUACACAUCACUUUCACUUUAAACCCCAUUUUCGCGUGGAUAUUCAUCGUCGAACAGAAGAAUGCCCGAGGAGUUUUCUGCGUCCAAAGCCCUCUACAUGGGCAUGGAGGUGGUGAUCGCCGUGUCAUCCGUGAUAGGAAACGUGAUGGUGGUUUGGGCAGUACAAAUGAAUAAAUCUCUGAGAGACACUACAUUUUCCUUCAUUGUUUCUCUGGCGCUCGCGGACAUUGCAGUAGGAGCGCUGGUCAUCCCACUGGCGAUAACUAUAAGUAUCGGACUCCAGACUCACUUCUACAGCUGUCUGCUGGUGGCGUGCACGGUGCUGGUUCUGACCCAAAGUUCGAUCCUCGCUUUGCUCGCUAUAGCCAUCGACCGAUACCUGAGGGUCAAGAUCCCAACCAGUUAUAAGCGAGUGGUCACUCCCAAACGAGCUAGAAUUGCAGUAUUCAUGUGUUGGACGGUGGCCUUCAUAAUUGGCUUGACUCCCAUGCUGGGCUGGAACAAUUUACACAACCUGCAACGUAACAACCGCUCAAUCGGCCCUGACCUCAGCAUCACCUGCCAGUUUGAGAACGUCAUCAGCAUGGAGUACAUGGUCUACUUCAACUUCUUUGGUUGGGUGCUCCCCCCUCUUCUUUUCAUGCUCAUCAUUUACUCGGAGAUCUUCUACAUGAUCCACAAGCAGCUGAAUAAGAAGGUGUCCAGCCACUCUGAACCGAACAAGUAUUACGACAAAGAACUGAAGCUGGCGAAGUCUCUGGCGCUAGUCCUUUUCCUGUUCGCCGUUAGCUGGCUCCCUCUCCACAUUAUGAACUGCAUCACGCUCUUCUGUCCGAAGUAUGAGAAGCCCAUGUUCCUCAUUUAUAUAGCCAUUCUGCUCUCGCAUGGCAACUCUGCAGUCAACCCCAUCGUUUAUGCUUUCCGCAUCAACAAAUUUCGCACAGCGUUCCAGAGGAUCUGGAAACAGUACCUCUGCUGCAAGGAGGCUCCUCCUCCCGACAGCCAGCCAAGCGAGAGACUGGAUAACAAUCACUAUAUCGCCACCGCCACUGCUCGCCCAGAUCUUGCUUUGGAACAUAACGUCUGAGUGACUUCCCUGCAUCCUCUGGGAAGCUCAAACGCCUUCUGCUGGCUGGACAGACAAAGCUGUCAUGUCUCGGUUUGUCUCUUUUGAAUGUAAAUCAGAGCUCACCACAGACUGUUCAGGCUGAAAUGUCCAUUUAUUGGAAUGAGAGCGCAUCGUUCAUAAAAGGAAGUUCAUCACAGGAAAUCUUGCUUCAUGGAGAGAGGCCUUGAAGAAUGUUUUGAAGUAAAAUGAAUUUGACAGAACAAUUAAAUGAUAAAAAUAUAGAAAUAUUUGCUGAAAUAAUGCACACAACUGCAUAUUGUGUACUGUAUCUAUUUACCAGUUAACUGGUUCAAUCUGAAUGUAUGCAGAGCAGAUAUCAGAGCACCGUACACACUCAAGGUUCUUGGAUAUUCUACUUGUAUUCUGAACCUUUGUGCACAAUGACAGGAAGAGGAUUAAAAAAACAGUGACAAGGAGGUGGACACAGGUUUUUCUUAUCCUAUUAUGGAGUGUCUGAGCACUGGUCCGUUAUUGUGAAGGACAAAAAUAUGUUCUGCAGGCAGCUGACACUGCAUUUCUCUCACAGUUACAUUGAGGUUCUCUUGAUUUUUUGCAAAUGUGUGUGUAUGUGUAUGAUUGUGGGCAUGUCAUUACAAAGCUAGAUUAGAGGAAACUGAUGCACUGAAGUGCUAUUUAUUCUUUUUUCUUGUGACCGGAAAACAAAAACUGGAACUGUCUGUACCCAAGACUAAAUCUACACUAUUUGAAUAUUCAGGGUUAAUAAAAGAUCAAAUCCAA